UGAAAAAGUAGUAGUUUUAAAUUACAAAGAAAAACCGUCAUUCAGUCUGUCAGGAAAAAUUUUCCUAUUCGCACGGAGUUUUAAAAGUAUCAUUAAAAUUUAAGAAAAUUUUGAAAUUUUUGUUAAAUAAAAGGACAUGUCUUCAGCAGAAUAUAAUACAACUUAUGCAGCACCAGAUAUGUUGCAAUUGAAUAUGGAAAAUAUAUCGAAAGAACUGAACGAUUUGAUUGUUACUGGCGAACAAGAGUUUGGAAUGACUCAACAAUUUCCGGCAGCAGCAAGUAGUAAUGGAAUGGCCAAUGUAGCAACUGUAAUGCAAAGUAAUUUUCAAGUACCAGCUUAUUCCAAGCCCAAUUUUCAGCUUCAUCAGCCCUUUGCGGCAAAUGGAAUGCAAUUUUUGAAACAUAACCUCAAUUACUUUGGCGCCCUACAGCAGUCAAUGACUUUUGCAAAUAAUACUUACAACAACUUUGCGGCCAGUCAAACAACUUAUACACCCUCAUAUGCCUUCUUAAAAACUGGAAAGAAUUUUGGUCAUUCCACUCUUGGGUCAUCACAGGUUCUAAAUACUAAUGUCACUGAAACACCCACUUAUGAGUUUCAUUAUUUACGUUCUAAUGGUGAACAUGAAAAGAAGUUUUCUGCUUCUUGCACCUCCUUGGGUAGCACGGGUGUUUAUCGUAAAAUACCCCGUUUUGCUCAUAAACAUUUUCAACAAAAACUAACAAAUGCAGUCACAGAAAAUGAUCACAUUAUGCUAGACUUGUCCCUCAUAGAUUUGUCGAAUAAUAACAAUGAUAAUUCUACUGUACGUCAUCUUUUCGAACUUUUACGUGAUUUACAUUGUGCCUUGGCCGAAACACCACCCUCUUCGGAGGCAAAUGAAAAUAGUCAAUAUGUUGAAACAUUUGCUCCCGCUGAUGCCAAGAAAUCCGCUAUGCCUUCUACUCUAAAUGUUCAGAAUCAAGUAAAGCAAGCCUGUCGCAAAUUGUCCAUUUUCAUUUGUGACAUGCAGCGUCUUUUGGGCGCCAAUAAAAUGUUUGAUCUUCAAAUGCAUGCCGAAUGUGAGUUCUAUUUGAGUACUUUGCGUCAAUAUUUGAAUCAAUUGGAAUUGUAUAAAUCUAUUGAAAUGGAACACAAGAGAGGACAGUUUUUGAAGGACAAAAUAAAAGCACACGCCGAACGUCUGUCAUUAUUAUUAGAACAUAUAAAUCGGCAAAUACGUGAGGUAAACAUACGUUUAGUGGCCUUUGAUUGGUAUAUUGGUGUUAAAUAUCGUGGAGAUGUGGCGCUAACUGCAAGUGCAUGUGCACAAACUAAUGACAAUAACCUUAAAGAGAAUUCAAAAAUUGGAGUGAUUAAUGAAAUUUUACAAAUGUGCAAUACACCAACAACACCAAGCUCUUUAAUACAAUCCACAAACAAUUUGAAUACUCAAAUGGAAACCACAACUACAACGACAAAAGCAGAAAUGACCAAUAUCAUUAUUGAAACUCCCCAAAAUAAAUUGAUUAAUAGUAACAAAGAAGAAGAACCGCUAUUAAAUAACAAUAACAAUAAUAAUAACAAUAUUUUUAAUAUUUAUAAGCCAGACCAGAUCAGAAAACUGGCGUCAGCGGUCAAUACAACUACACCAACGACUACUUAUAAUCACAAUCGUCAUCCAUUUUUUUAUAUUGGUUAAAAUGUGACGAGAUGAGUUGCAAAAUUGAUUGUAUUUAUUUAUUAAAUUUUUGUUUAAUG
Lucilia sericata (common green bottle fly) is the source of this 1743-nucleotide messenger RNA. RefSeq names its product probable serine/threonine-protein kinase cdc7 (gene bam). Lineage: Eukaryota; Metazoa; Arthropoda; Insecta; Diptera; Calliphoridae. The transcript has 4 exons. Bases 137 to 1684 code for a protein of 515 amino acids. The record is from RefSeq and is a predicted model, not a curated record.